This is a messenger RNA of Haplochromis burtoni (Burton's mouthbrooder), 3059 nucleotides long. Its product is annotated as polymeric immunoglobulin receptor-like. The coding region runs from base 193 to 1476 and encodes 427 amino acids. Gene Ontology annotation, molecular function: transmembrane signaling receptor activity. NCBI's taxonomy places the organism in Eukaryota, Metazoa, Chordata, Actinopteri, Cichliformes, Cichlidae. The transcript has 8 exons. The record is from RefSeq and is a predicted model, not a curated record. Gene Ontology annotation, cellular component: plasma membrane.
AUAACUUCUAUGGGCGUCAUUUAUUCACAGGAUUUCCUCUUAAGUUUUUAUUUCUAUGAAGCAAAGCAAAGAUGUGGAGCUUUCAAAAGCUGCUGUUGACCAUCUGCAUUGCUCUGAGGUGUGUGACCAGUGCAGUAGGGGUGAUCCAUGUGACUGGAUAUGUGGGGAGUAUAGUUAAAGUUUCCUGUUCCUAUGAUGAAGGUUAUGAGUCUUAUGAGAAGUACUUGUGUAAGAACGACUGUGGUGACAGUGAUGUUCUUAUUACAACAUCGGAAUCAAGGAAAAAUAAAUACAGGAUCCAUGAUGACAAAACAGCACGAAUCUUCACAACAACCAUCUCUGAUCUUCAUUCAGGAUGCUGGGAAAUACUGGUGUGGAGUGACCAGAACUGGAAAAGAUAUCUACACUGAAGUCGAGCUGAAAUUAGUGCCAGACAGAUGCUGUGACACUGUGACCACAGUCCAAAGUUAUGAGGGAUACUCUGAGUCCAUCAGUUGUCCAUAUGACUCUCAGUAUCAGAACAACUUCAAGUACAUCUGCAGAGGAAACCGGCCCUCCACAUGUCUGCAGCAGGCACUAAUCACCUCUAACAACAGAGAAAAUCAAAGAUUCAGACUUGAUGAUGAAAAAAUGUUAAGAAAGUUUACAGUGGCCAUUAGCAAUUUGAUUCAAAGUGAUUCAGGGUCAUACCUCUGUGGUGUCCAAAGAAACUCUGACCUGGAUGUUUUCUCUGCUGUUGAGCUGAAGGUCAAAGAGUGGUGCUGCGUCAAGUCAACUAAAGUAACAGGUACUGCAGGGCAUCCAUUAACUCUGCAGUGCCCUUAUCCUUCACAAAAUCACAAUAACAGGAAGUUCCUCUGUAAAGGAGACCACCGCAACAGCUGCAGAGACAUGGCGAUGAUUGAAAGCAGACUCACACUACGAGAUGAUAUUUAUUCCAGCUCUUUCUCAGUGACGUUCACAAAGAUACAAGCGGAUGAUGCUGGGACAUACUGGUGUGGGUCAGACUCACAAUGGAGAGUUGGAAACCAUGUUAAGAUUCAGCUGUCAGUUGUGUCUCCACAGCACACCAGCACUGUACCUUCCACAAUGGAAAUUCCAGGAAAAACUACAACACACAAUAAAACUACAACUCAAAAUAGACCUAAUAAAGAUGCAGGACAGUAUGUGGUUUAUGCUGUGCCCGCUGUGCUGCUGCUACUGAUAUGUGCCCUCGUGGUUACAGUUUAUCAAUGCAAACAUCAGAAAGUAAAAGACGGUAAAGCUGUCAUGAACAGAAAUGCAGAGAACGAAGAAGGUUUAGAGGAAGUGACGGCUGGUGCAGAAAAUAACAUCUACGGAAAUGAAGAAGUUGUGAGGUACAAACAACAGAGUGCCUGUAACAACUAUGACGAUGCAGGUGAAGAUGAACCAGAGUAUGAAAACUUCACAACAUCUGAAGAAGUUUACUGUAAUGAAAAUUUCCACAGAAGAUAAACAGAGUAUGCAUUUCAUGUCAAAAUGUGGGUUUCACCUAUAUAGAUUUUAACUUGUUUGAUUUCUCUUUAACUGUUGAACAACAAAUUUUAAUGUACAGCCUUCUCUUUGUCACACUGAAAAGCUCUUUAUGCGUGUGUAGCUUGACUUGUUUUUAUAGCUUAAUUUUUAUUGUUUAGUGUUUUUUCUGACGUUGUGGAAAAACUCAAACUAAAUUACUAACAUGAGAGCAAAGUAAAUAAAUAAGCAAGCAAAAUGAAAUCUAAUGUUCUUUCAUAUAGUAAUAAGUUCAACAAUAUGUUUAACUGUUUCUGCCUUAUUUGAGCUGCAACAUUGUUACAUUCUGGUCAUUCAAAGUAUUUGGAUUUAAAUAGAGCAGUAAAACAUAAAAGGUUACAGUUUGGAGUUUUCAUCUUAUGAUGCUUUUUUCUGUUUGUUGCAAAUGGAGCUGGAUAAUGGAUACGAUUUUACAGAAAAAAAAAAUCAGUGUGCAAUUCCUCAUAAGAUGUCAUAUAACUGUCCAAUGAGGGCAAAAGAGUAGUAGGUUUUUUUUCCUUCAGACAAGCCAGAAACCACUUCAAAAAACAGUUUUAGUGUCACUGCUUAGUGUGUCACACUGAGCCCUCUGCUGGUGCUGUUUUAGCUUAACACCAAAUACAGUAAUUGUGUUGCAGAAAUUGAGACAAGAUUUCAGAUUGCAUAACUUGUUAACAGGUAUUAAGAUUCGUGCAUAUUUAUUGAAAAACUUUAAUUUUUAUGUUUUGAUAUUCUUAGAAAUGCCAUACUUAAUGUUAUAACCUUUUUUAAUCACUAAUUACAGUUAAACACACUAAACAUAGGAUUUGAUGGCUCACAUCAAAUAAUAGGUUAUGGACCUUUUAGUAAGAGCAAAAAUAACUUUAUUCUAUAUUCUUGCGUGAACAUUUUGGACUUUCCAGACAGAAACAAACAUGACAAAAAUAAACAUGUUCCUCUUUUUCGAUAAAUCUUUCCAUGAAAUUCGGAAAUGGCAGUCGUGGUAAGCACAUCACAAGGGAGACUGAAGACUUUAAAAUGUAAAAAUAAAAGCACAGUUUUCACGCUACAUUCAGAUGUGUCAAGUUGCUAAAGGGGAAAGUCACCUAAAAUUUAUCAAUGAACAAAUCUGUUGUGGUUUGUGCUCACUGCAUAAAAACAGAAAGCUAAAUAUAAUUCCAAAUGGAUGCAGUAUGACAGGCAGACACUGAUAAUAAUCUAUCUGAGAGGGACUGAAUAAUCUCUGUAUUCAUGAAAAUGUUGAUCACAUGUGUAAUAUUCAGUCAUACACACUGACUUAAGCUAUCAGCCAAUGCUAUCACCCAUGCAGAUCAAACUCACACCUGUUGCUACACAACAGACGAAUAAAAUAGUAGCCUUUUACUCACCAAAACUUAAACACAGACUUCCUGAGCAACUGUGCUCCAACACGAAAAACACAGUCAAGACAUCUGUUUUGGUGUCACCACACCUGUCACACCCAUCAACUCUAACUGGUAUUCAGUGUGUGUUUGUGUGUGCGUGAGAGGGAGAGAGAGAGAAAAUGGAUUGGUGUAUUUUUCAACUAC